AUGACCAUGUCGCAUCUACUGAAGCAGACUAAAAAAUGCUGUGCGAAGAUUAUUCGCAAACUCUCCUUCAACCCAGUCUCCGCCACCAACGGAAGCAGUGCGGCCGAUCUAUCACCCACCAACAACGGUCACGGGCUAAACAAUCGCAUUACAGCCAAGUACGUCCUGCACAAAAACUGCACACCAACCCGGUGUAAGGUGCAACCGAGAGAUGCGAGCGUCGUCGAUGAUGUUGCUGUCGAAGGGUGGAUGGAAACGCGAAUUGCGCAGGACAAUGGAUUCUAUCCACUGGGCGAGGGAGGAUCUCCAAACCCAUCCCCACCGCCCAUUCCCGAAACGCAGAACAACUACAAGUUAAGCCGAAGCAUGAAAAACCUGCCGAAAAAACGCACCAACAUUACCAGCAACAAGAACGUUAAUCUUCGCAAAUGCUUUCGACUUCGCUCGAAAACUUUCGAAGGCCCGCUAACGGAGGGUGUUUCGAUGGAUCGAACCGGGGCGGAAACGCUCGGAAGCUCACCCUCCAUUGUUGACGGAAGUGGAGUGGGGGGUGAACGGCGAGAAGUCGUGGUCGCCGACUCUAUGACGCUUGCAAGCAAUAACAGUAGUAGCAGAUUGAUCGGUGCAAAGCUGGACAAGAUCAGCAAGAGCUUGAUGCGUGCUGGCGAUGGGGAAGGAUCGCUAGACAUUGCGAAACCUUUGUUCCUGUCGGCGAGCAAGCAUCGGCGCAGUAACUACAAUCACAUCGAGGGUGAUGAUGAGGACACAGCGAGAGGUGGUGGAGAGGGUGAUCUUCAAGCGCGUUGGAGACAGGAUGAAGAGCUAAUUCUAACGUCGGCGGGUAGUACAACGACUCUGGGAAGGAGAGAACAUCGGCUCGAGCAAGAAACAACCCUGUCCACGAUGGUAGAGGAGGAUCCUGCUGGACAGACCCCGUCGGUGAUGGAGCGACUGACGGUAGCUGAGACGGCCGCUGCGCUUCUCUUUGAGAAGGUUAAGUACGAUCGCACCAAGCGUUACCUGAUCGAUCAGCUUACGGAGAGUACUGGUGGUGGAGGAGGAGGAGGAGGAGUAGGAGGUGGUACACCGAGCUCUUCGUCCUGCUGUUCAUCACCCUUCCAUUUGGCGAAAAGCGAAGACUUUGUCGACCCGUGGAAGAACUACAACAUCCGCGGAGGUGCCAGCUGGGAUAAGGUUACGAAGAGUCCGUGGGAUUCUUCCGCCAAACCGAGCCCUGUACGUGGUGGUGGUGAUGGGUGUAAAGCGCCCAUCGCACAAGUAUCGCUAGAACUCCCGCAACAACAACACACCGUCCCGGCGUCGUACCAUCAGCAACCGAUGCGAACACACUGGAAUCCGUUCGAGUAUUCACCGGCGCAUCUGGCACGGCUUGCGAGUGCUGGGUCCCAGCAGACUCCACCAUCACACCAGCCCCAGCAGCAGCAGCAGCAGUACCGGCCAGCAUUCCAGGUGCAAACGGACGUGUGGGAGAAUCUCAACAGCAAACACUACGAGAUCGAUACGGAUGUGGUGUGGCGAUCGACCCGUUGCUCUUCCCGGCGUACCAGCGCCAGCACGGUGGAGACGUGGAUCGACGACGAAACGUUCGACAACUCGUUCAACGAGGAGCUGGAGCGUCGUUGUGCUACGCUCAAGAUCUGCGAGUAAGUUUGCAAGCAGUAGUAGUA
Molecule: messenger RNA, 1688 nt
Organism: Anopheles maculipalpis
Lineage: Eukaryota; Metazoa; Arthropoda; Insecta; Diptera; Culicidae
Exons: 3
Coding region: 1-1668 (555 amino acids)
Source: RefSeq, a predicted model, not a curated record